ACACACGAGGCGGGCAAGAUCGGUAACGCAAUCUCGCUCGGCCAAGGUCCCCUGCGCACCGCGACUGUACUCUUUUCAGGACUGCGUGCACAUGACUCACGCGCGCGCGCGCUCGUUUCAUUCAAACUUCGCGUCGCAAUGUACCGGCUCUCAGUGGAUUAUAUAUGGAGAGAGAAGGAGCCGGUGUGUAAGUAGUUUCGUCAUUUACAUUUUCGAGCACUGCGUCAUUUUUCUGGUAGAUAGAGAGAAAGAGCCAGAGAAGAGAAGGAGGAGGAUUCAAUGCUAUACAGUGUGCCGAACGACGGAUUUAUGAGUGGUCUAUUUGCAGAGUGCGCGAAGUGUCGAUGUGGAGUGGAGAUGAACUUUCGCGAAGGUCUCGGUGAGCAAAUUUUUUUUUCGAGGAUUAUUUUUAACGUUGCACUUUGAGUUCUUGCUUUUGCUUACAAAGAUUAAUUCGAUGAUAGCUAUCGUUGCUAUCGGAGAUUGUACGAGUUUUAAUCGUUGUAUAAGAAAAACCUGAUAAAUUAUCGGAUUCACAUUAUCGCGGACAGUGUAAUAAUAAUUGAAAAAGUAACGCAGUUAAUCGCAAGAAAAAAUCAAAUCCCGACAGACUGGUUCCGUUUUCCUAUACAACGGCCAAAAAAACCGAAAAAGUUUCCUCUCCUUUGCACCAUACAGCAUCUUUAAAUAGCCCGCAUCGCAGACAAAAACGUCUGGCGCCCAUAAAGCUAAGAAGCCGCAGCACACGAUCGUUUCAUCACUCCCGGAACAAUAUAUGCCCCCGCAGGGCAGGCGCUUAAUUAAAAUUGUGCGAGUCGAGUUAGCGAUGAGUGACGACGAGACUUUUAUAAUACACAAUAUACUCCCGCCGCCCGUUAAUUUAUAUAAAAGGACGAAAGUACAACAUCGGCUGCUCAGAAGGACGCGUAGCUCAUCAUCGCUGCCGCGAGAUUAGAAGGAAGAAUGCGGAGGUGAUAAGAACGCGUGCCAGAAGUCGAACUUGUUGCUCGUCGCGCUCGAGCCUUAAGUACAUACUAUACAGUGUUUAUAUACGACGAUCCGUCGACAGGUGAUGCUCUCGCGCAUUCGCCUCUUUUUUCCGCGCGCGCGUGGCAGCUUAUCGAGCUUGGGACCGGCUCUUUUUUUAUGCACGACUGUAUUUACCCGAGCGAUGAGCGAUUUGCUUGACGUUAAUGGGUCGAGAUUACGACGCUUGAUUUUUGGAACGUGCCUCGAGCUGGCAAUUUGGGUGGAAAGAGAAUUUUACUUUUGAGCGUUACGUAACAUUUUAAGAAUUUUCGGGAAUAUUCUCAAUCGACGAUUUUCAAAACGAAGAGUUUUUUUGUUGGAUUGUGGACGUGGAAAGAUUGUAGUGCAAAUUGUAUUUGGACAGUCAACGGCUUUAAUUCAAACUUUACGACUUUACGACGCUGAGUUUUGCAUAUCGGGUAUACGUUGAAACGUCGCACAAAAAAUAUUUCAAGAAGACUCCGAAGAAGUACACGUUUUAGCUUUCAAACCUCGUCGGGAUUAUCGGCAAUUAACCGAAUAAUAAAUUUUAAAGUUUGCAGAACAUGUGAGCGCACAUGCAACCCGAGACUUCAAUUAUCUCCCCCACACUGUUUUGCAAUUCAAACGCCUUCUUUUCUCGAACGCCUAACCUUUGCGAAUUUUUUCUUUCCUCGAAUCUCUCGAGUAUACUUCUCGAAGUAAUCGAAUUUAAUAAUAGACCGCGUGAAUCCGAUCGUUCAAUCGAUAGUCUCUCGCUAUAUACGGUAAGCUUCAACGAGUCGAUUAUCCGCAGUGACUUUUUUCAAUUAAAAAACUCGAAAGUCUUUCGUCUCGAGUGAGUAUCGAGUCACAGCUGCUUGAAUAUUCAAAACUCCAGAACGAAAAAACCCGUCGCCACGCGCUAAGGACGAAAUACAGUCGGUCGCCGGGUGCGGCGACGAAACAGGACGAGACGAGUAUACACAGAGGAGACGGUGGAAGGGAAGAGACGCCGGUGAAAGGGACACGCCAAAUUUUCGCGCGACAACGGCAGCGACCCGACAUCUAGCGGUUAUGUGACAAGCCGAGAAGCGUCGGUACAGUAGAAAUUGUCCUACCGACCAUCGACUGCUGCGUUCGAGAGACGGAUUUAUUUUGUUUACUGUGGCAGACAGCAGCAUGGCAAACAGAAACCGAUCUGAAACUGAGAGGAGUGUUAAACAAAGUGAAAGGAACAAUGCCGAGGGCUCGAAAAAACCUUUCAACAAGAAGAAAUACAGGGAGCAGAAGUACAGCAAUAAAUUCAAAGUCAAUCAAUGGGAGGAAAAAAGAAAAAAGGCAAUUCUGAAGGGAUUCUACAAGGACCUGAAGAAGGAGGAAAAAGCAGCCAAUUUCAAGUUUUCAAGGAAAUCUAAUUCUGAAAAUCCAGAAGAUGACAACAGCGAAUCGUCAAGUAAGAAAGCCAAGAUCCCAUUUUUCUCUGCCAAGCAAGAGUAUUUGAAGAAGAAGCAAGAGAAGGAUCGCAAGAAGGAAGAACUCUUGAAAGCCCAAGAGGAGCGAAAGAAAGCAUUGGAGAAGUACAAAGAGAAAAAGAUGCAGACUUAUAAGCAGUUGUCGAAGAAGACGAAGAAAGGUCAGCCAGUGAUGAAGGGCAGGAUGGAAUUGCUGUUGGAGAAGAUUCAACAGAGCACUUGAUGCAUGAUUUCCCCUUAACUCACAAGCUGCAUUUAACACUGUAAAUAUGACUAUUUUGUAAAAAAAUAUUUAUUAAAAAUUUUACUUGAUUCCAAACCAA
This is a messenger RNA of Nasonia vitripennis (jewel wasp), 2785 nucleotides long. RefSeq names its product thyroid transcription factor 1-associated protein 26 homolog. The transcript is spliced from 4 exons. The record is from RefSeq and is a predicted model, not a curated record. Bases 2170 to 2685 code for a protein of 171 amino acids. Gene Ontology annotation, cellular component: nucleus. NCBI's taxonomy places the organism in Eukaryota, Metazoa, Arthropoda, Insecta, Hymenoptera, Pteromalidae.